GAAGCCCUUACCAGCCCAUAAUUGAAGCAUUAGGAAACUACCCACAAAAGAAGUUCUACAAUGUCUCAAAGCUUGGAGGCACCAAGUAUGAAACUCUGCCUUACUCCAUACGAGUGUUGUUUGAAUCCAGUAUCCGUAACUGUGAUGGCUUCUUGGUGAAAGAAACAGAUGCUAUGAACAUCUUAGACUGGAAAACAAAACAGAACAAUGUUGAAGUGCCCUUCUGUCCUGCCAGAGUUGUUCUUCAAGACUUCACUGGAAUUCCAGCAAUGGUGGAUUUUGCUGCCAUGAGGGAAGCUGUGAGAAAUGCUGGAGGAGAUCCUGUGAAAGUCAAUCCUGCCUGUCCAACUGAUCUCACUGUUGACCAUUCUUUGCAGAUUGAUUUCAGCAAAUGUGCAAUACAGAAUGCUCCAAAUCCCGGAGGUGGCGAUUCACAGAAGCCGAUGGCAAAGCUUUCUCCACUCAAGGCGCAGUCUCGGAAGCUGCCUUGCAGGGGUCAGACUGGCUGCAAGGGGCCGUGUAGCGCCGGAGAUUCAAGUCGCAACGCGGGACAAUUUUCUGCGCAGAUUGAGAACACCCCUAUCCUCUGUCCUUUCCAUCUGCAGCCUGUGCCUGAGCCUGAGACAGUAUUGAAAAAUCAAGAGAUGGAAUUUGGCAGAAACAGAGAAAGACUUCAGUUUUUCAAGUGGAGUUCAAAAGUUUUCAAGAACAUUUCCAUAAUUCCACCUGAGACUGGAAUGGCACACCAAGUUAACUUGGAAUAUUUGUCAAGAGUUGUUUUUGAAGUUAAAGAUUUCCUAUAUCCAGAUAGCGUGGUUGGCACAGAUUCUCACACAACCAUGGUAAAUGGUUUGGGUAUCUUGGGUUGGGGUGUUGGGGGGAUUGAAACAGAAUCAGUAAUGCUGGGGCUGCCGGUUACUCUGACUUUGCCUGAGGUGGUUGGGUGUGAACUGACGGGCACAGCCAGUCCACUUGCUACAUCCAUAGAUAUUGUUCUGAGCAUUACAAAGCAUCUUAGGCAAGCUGACGUUGCUGGAAAGUUUGUUGAGUUUUUUGGGAGUGGAGUUUCCCAGCUGUCUGUAGCAGACCGAACCACGAUAGCAAAUAUGUGUCCUGAAUAUGGUGCUAUUCUGAGCUUUUUCCCUGUUGAUAAUGUGACACUGAAGCACUUAAAGCAUGCAGGUUUUGACAAGGCCAAGCUUGAGGUCAUGGAAGCCUAUCUUAAAGCUGUGAAGUUAUUUAGAAAUGACGAGAGCUCUUCCAGAGAACCUGAAUAUUCCCAGGUAGUACAAAUUAGUCUAAGUUCUAUAAUUCCUUAUGUCAGUGGCCCCAAGAGGUCCCAAGACAGAGUGGCUGUUAAUAACAUGAAAAGUGACUUCCAAGCCUGCUUAAAUGAAAAGUCUGGUGUUAAAGGGUUUCAGAUUGCAGCUGAGAAACAGAAUGACAUUGUACCUGUUCAGUAUGAAGGAAACGAAUACAAGCUAUCUCACGGCUGCAUUGUCAUUGCUGCAGUAAUCAGCUGUACAAAUAAUUGUAAUCCAUCUGUCAUGCUUGCUGCAGGACUCCUGGCCAAAAAAGCUGUUGAAGCUGGCCUAGUGGUUAAGCCAUACAUAAGAACAAGUUUAUCACCGGGCAGUGGCAUGGUUACGCAUUACCUCAGUUCCAGCGGAGUACUACCGUACCUCAGUAAGCUUGGGUUUGAGGUUGUUGGUUAUGGAUGUUCAACCUGUAUUGGGAACACUGCCCCCUUGCCAGAAGCCAUCAGGAAUGCAAUAAAACAG
Messenger RNA from Apaloderma vittatum (bar-tailed trogon), 1781 nucleotides. It is a transcript of the gene IREB2, whose product is annotated as iron-responsive element binding protein 2. The annotation marks the transcript as partial. Gene Ontology annotation, cellular component: mitochondrion; cytosol. The record is from RefSeq and is a predicted model, not a curated record. Gene Ontology annotation, biological process: citrate metabolic process; tricarboxylic acid cycle. Gene Ontology annotation, molecular function: aconitate hydratase activity; iron-responsive element binding; 4 iron, 4 sulfur cluster binding. The transcript has 13 exons. Lineage: Eukaryota; Metazoa; Chordata; Aves; Trogoniformes; Trogonidae.